This is a messenger RNA of Orbilia oligospora ATCC 24927, 2859 nucleotides long. RefSeq lists its product as uncharacterized. The transcript has a single exon. The coding region runs from base 1 to 2859 and encodes 952 amino acids. NCBI's taxonomy places the organism in Eukaryota, Fungi, Ascomycota, Orbiliomycetes, Orbiliales, Orbiliaceae. The record is from RefSeq and is a predicted model, not a curated record.
AUGAAGUGGUGCAGGUCUCUAAACACCUAUGGAAUAUUGACUUUGCUGAGCUUCCGAGCUCUAAGUACCGGUUUAAGUAUCAAUAUCGUGCCAGCGCCAGGGUCAUGUAGGAACGAUAUCGGUUCCGCUGCUGGGUGCAACCCUAUUGCAAUCGAGCCGGAUCCCACCCUUUCCUCGCUUCAGAAACGGGAUGACGACGAUUUGAGCAACCCCGAUGAGCUUGAUCAUUAUCAAACUUCUUUAGCUCAAUUUGAUGCGUCAUGUAGACGGGGUGUUAUACGAUUUCAACAAUACCAAGAGCGCCAGGAAUCAGACGGUAGUGAUAACCCGAAUCCGCAAGUUGAGGUCCAGUCACGCUACACCGUAGCCUCGACUGCGAGUUAUUCAUCUUGCCCAAGCUCCAUCCGGCGCUUUUAUGGGCUUCUUGCCGUGGAGGGUCCCGAAGAAGCUAUGGGGCCUUCGUAUCAAGAGUUUAAGUAUGCUUCGCGUGAUCUGUCGGAUGUGGGUGCGAGCGCUGUCAUACGGGCCUCGGUACUUGAAAAUCAUGUCAUCGUCAAUUGGAAAGGUCCAAAAGGUGGAUGGAUGAGUAGGACUAAAGGAUAUGAUGAAUUUGAAGAUGAAUAUCAUAAACUUUUAUUUUUAUCGUGGACGGUGAUGAGAUCCAAGGCUAUGGUCGCCGAUGGAAACAAGAACUUAGAAGACCCAAACUACCAGCUUUUUUGGGUCACUAUAAUUAAAAUUCAAAAUCCUGAUACGAUUAGAAUCUUUGCGGAGAUUCUAAGAAGGAGAAAUUUGGUUUUCGACGACCUGUUUGAGAUAUAUGCACCCGAAGCCGCUGACGAUAUCGAUUUUGUCGUUUGGACCGCUCUUCUUGGGACACCCGAAAUUGGCGCAGUGCAAGAAAUGCUCACCGGGUGGGCAUACCAACUUAAAGGAUUCGAAAUUCAUGCCAUCCAUUUCGGCUUAGAAGAGGUGGCCUCAAGUACGGAGCUUCAAGCAAAGGUCUCGGUGUCGAUUGGGCCUGCGGCUGCACAACCAAACCCCGACAGCUCUGAAGCUACUGAUAUCAUGUUCCCUGUUUUGGCUGUCCUUAAGGAUUCAUCGACGACUUUGAGAACUUACCCAGGGGAAGUGAUAUUUCGGGAAUCGUCUUCUUGGGUAGUCCGUCCAGAGCACAUUGAAAUCACCCAAAAUGAUGAAAAUCCAGCGUCUGGAAAAAAGGGAGCUAAGAUAUUCGACAAUCCUUCAUUCAAAGGAUUGACAUUUGAGUUAUUCUCUGAGGAGCGUUUUCUUAUCGGAAAAGUAGAAGCAUAUGUAUCUGGACCCGAGCAGCAUCUCGUCAUAGAUUCAGAGCUACCCAAUAUUAGUUCGCAAAACACUCGAGAUGUUUUGUAUCAAAUGUGGGAUACAGGCAUUGGAUCAAAUUCCUGUUUGUCAUAUAUUACCUUUUUGCGACUUGCCCCGAAAACUAUGGAGGUGGUACGGGAGAUAUUUGGGAUGAAGAAGGUUAAUCCUACAGAUGGCGGUGUCUUAACUAUCUGGCCUUCUAAAAAGCUUUGGGAGGAAGCCCAUAUGAGUUCACUAGAUCAAGAUGAAGUAUGGCUGGAUGAAAAGAUCGAUGCAAAAGUUAUAAAAGAGCUACUGCCCCUGACAUUUGAGUACUCCGCCGUAAAGAGUCUUUUGGCGCACAGAAUAAUGUGGUGGCAACUUGGCCGACCAAUUAUCCAAAAUAUUAAAAUAGGAUACCAGAAACGAGGGUCUGAUUCGGAUGAUGAAGGGAGAUUUUCGAUACUCAUUCAGUUGGCCGACUCCAUAGACAGAGUUGGCAUUGGGUCAAUAACGUAUGAACAACAAGGGUGUAGGGCGACAAGCCAAGGUUUUAACAAUAUGGGGGGGGUAUUGAGAGUUAAUUCAAAGUCCGCUGUCAAUGCCAUCAUUACAAUGGAGGGGGGAUAUGCCGGGGACGGCAUCGAAGUCACAGCCGAAGGUAGAGAAGAAAUAGAGGCCUUGUACUCUAAAGGCAUGAGGUCAAUUCGGGAUGUGGCAAACGCUAUCGCUGAUGACAGAAUGAAGGCAUAUAACGCAUCUAUCCUUCAAGAGCUUCAAAGAUCAAACAAGAUUGAUUUCCAGUCGAAUGGGCAACCCAGAAAACGGCUGAAUCCAACGGAAUCUCAGAUUUUAGUACGUUCGUACACUCGAAUAGCCGAACUUCCCCAGAGAUUUGUUUCCGUGGCUAGCGACUCUCACAGCCAGUAUGAUGAAGUGACAGCGAAAGUUGGGAGUACAAACAAGCGGGCUAUGGCUAGCUACCCUUACGAAAUUCUUCGGUCAACGCCUAUUGGCCACUUGGCUGUGACCCGACUACCCGAAGAAAACGGUGCUGGAGAGAUACCAGAGCUACCUCACAUCCUCUUUCUGAGCUGGUCGUUGGCUAGCAAGUAUAUAAUCAGUCGAGAUGCAGAUCUAGAUGCUGCUAUUCAGAAAGACCCUCUCCGUUAUAUCUCUAUUUUGAAGCUCAGCACGCGAUCAAAAAAUGUUAUACAAGAGACUUUGAAUUACUAUGGGAUAACAGUUAACAUAGAUUUAAACAUUCGUCUUUCGACGCGAGCCCUCCUUCCAUCUAAAAAAUCGCUUACAACUCGAUUGGGACAGGCUGGCAGGCUUGUUGGGAUUUUGGGCGUCGUACUAGGUAUCCCCGAGGUGUUUGCGAUACAAGAAAUGAUCCGGUUGUAUCAUGGCUUCCUUUUAUUGGCUACUAGCGUCAUUGAAGAGAUUUAUAUUACCUGGAAAGAUGAUAACUUCCAGAUUUUUGUGGUUUUGGGAAGUGUUGGCAAGAUAAUUCGCCGCAUUUUGUCCUGA